Trichosurus vulpecula (common brushtail) is the source of this 1460-nucleotide messenger RNA. Its product is annotated as WD repeat-containing protein 82-like. Bases 1 to 1344 code for a protein of 447 amino acids. NCBI's taxonomy places the organism in Eukaryota, Metazoa, Chordata, Mammalia, Diprotodontia, Phalangeridae. Gene Ontology annotation, cellular component: Set1C/COMPASS complex. Gene Ontology annotation, molecular function: protein binding; chromatin binding. The transcript has a single exon. The record is from RefSeq and is a predicted model, not a curated record.
AUGCACGUGUUGGACGGUUCUACUGCCCCGCCUACCUCUGGGCUAGCCUCUACAAAAAGCCCAGAGGUUUACCAGAGAGGUGUAAGGGGGAUUGAGCAGCUGAACAACCCAGCUGAGAGAGAAGGAAGUGUCCGCAGUGGUGAGGACAGUAACAGCAGGGAGGAACCGCUGCUUUUUACCAGUCUAGCAGUUGCCUUGGCCAGAUUCGCAAGUCCGGUAACUCCGGAGGGAAGAAAAUCAGCCCAGGCCAUCUUCUACCUCGAGGUCUUCGACCAGUCCAAGCCGCGCUACCAUCCAUCUCCCAGACGCCAGCCUCUGUCUACUAGCCAGCGGCUUCUAAUGGCUGAAACUCCAGAGAAAGGCACAUCAGCUCCUGCAGCGUUUUGCCGAGAGCUUCGUUUCUCCUCAACGUUCCCAAAGCUGACUGAGGAGCAGCUGCAGAAUUUCAGAGUGUCCAAGAUCUGCCACAGGAACAAGGACAAAUUAAUCUCUCUAGAUUUUAGCAACGAUGGUGAGCAUGUCGUUGCGUGCUGCGCGGAUAACACACUCCUUAUAUAUAACUGCCAACAGGGCAUGGCCACAGGAGAACUGUCCCUCAGCCAAUACGGAGGGGACAUCAUCAGAUGGGGGCAUGACUCAGACACUGUAAUACACAGCUCCAAAAUUUUUGACUAUAACAUCUGUUACUUGGCUUUGCAGGAGGCUAAAUACAUCACACUUUUAAAGGGACAUCAACAGAAAGUGCUAUCCUUGUCCUUGUCAUCACAAAACUACCUAAUCUCAGGAUCUCUAGAUCAAAGCAUUAGACUUUGGGAUUUGAGGUUUUCUGACUGCAUAAACAUUAAGUCUUUCCAGGGGGAGACAGUUUGUACUUUUCACCCAGAAGGGACACUGAUUGCUACUGGCAUCGGCUCUAAAAAGGUUGUGUUUCAUGAUAUUCGUUUUGCCAGUAGGCCAUUGAACACCUUCUGGAUUGGACGUUAUGGUAAUUGGGGAGGCCUGAAAUUCAGCAACGAUGGCAAAUUGCUCCUUAUAUCUACCAAUAGCAGUUGUAGCUACUUAACUGACCCAGAGCAACAGACUGUCUUCCAUACGUUUGAAGGUUAUGAUAACACCAAUGCCUUCCCACUAGAAGCCUCUUUCACUCCAGAUUCUGAGUUUAUUAUUAUUGGCUCUGAGGACGGCAAAGUGCACAUCUGGAAUGCAGAAAGUGGUAGGAAAGUAGUUGUGUUAAAUGAGGAAAAAGUUGAUUCUAUUACCUGUUUGCAAUUCAAUCCCAAAUUAAUGUCCUUUGUUAGUGCAAAUACCAACAUGGCAUUCUGGGAACCAAGAAUCGAUAACUAAUCUUCCUUUAGACCAGAGUAUACAUGUUGAAGUAGGGAUAAAAUGAGCAAGAAAGGAACUCAUUAUUUUUGAAUUCUGUGUUCUUGGAAUGAUACAAUUUUCCACAAAGCCCUUUC